Messenger RNA from Hemicordylus capensis (graceful crag lizard), 6946 nucleotides. It is a transcript of the gene KCTD1, whose product is annotated as potassium channel tetramerization domain containing 1. The coding region runs from base 321 to 3017 and encodes 898 amino acids. Gene Ontology annotation, molecular function: transcription corepressor activity; transcription factor binding. Gene Ontology annotation, cellular component: nucleus. Gene Ontology annotation, biological process: protein homooligomerization; negative regulation of DNA-templated transcription. The record is from RefSeq and is a predicted model, not a curated record. The transcript has 5 exons. NCBI's taxonomy places the organism in Eukaryota, Metazoa, Chordata, Lepidosauria, Squamata, Cordylidae.
UGCAUGCAUGGGCCAAUAUAAAGUAACCCUUUGCAUCGCGUUAGCCUUGUUUGUAGUGCUAGUCUGAGCAGAGGAAGUAUUCCAAGCGGCUGUGUCUCUUUGGCGGCGGCUCUCUCUUCUUCCCCCUGUCCCUUCCCUUUCCUCUCCUGCUUCCCCACCCCAUUCAUCGCACAGCAGCCACAGCCACUGGGAGCGCGGCCCCUUUAAGAGCCCAGCUUUGCCUCCCGGUAGCUGAAGGUCAUUAAACACAAAAGCUCUCCAGCGCUGCGGUCCAAUAUAGCGCAUGCGCCCUGCCCGAGGACUGGCAGGGAGACGGCAAUAUGGCGAGAAUGCCUGGCAGCGGCGGCGCCGGCGGAGACUGGAGCACCGGGGGCGGCAGCAACGCAGGAGGCGGCGGCGCAGGUGGUGGCGAGAACAAUGCGGGCGACCGGCAACCCGGCCGGGGCGGCCCCCACCGACCCCUCCACUAUUGCAGCGCCGGGGAGGAAGAGGACGGGGAGGACGAGGAUGAGAUCCAGGAGGUGCAGAUAACGGGGGACGAAGAGGGGGCCGAUGGUGGAAUCCUGCUGCUGGACGACGACGAGGAGGAGGAAGAGGAGGAGGAGGAAGAGAUGAUGAUGGGGCUGGAGUGGGACGCCGAGGAGGAGCCGGGCCAUAUGAUCCGUAUGGACCAGGGCGCCGGAGCGCUUCUGGACUCUGCUGCGGCCGCUGUCUGUGGCGUGAGGGGCCGCCUCGGAGGAGUCCGGGGCAGCGGAGGGACAGGCGGCAGCAGCGGCGUCGGGGCUUCCGCGGGUGGUGCCCCCUCGGUGCCCGUUAGCGCCCGCGGCGCUGCCGCCUCGGUCGGCACCACCGCAGCUGCACUGGCCGCCGAGGACUCGGACCCGGAGGCGGAGCUGCUGCUGCAGCGUCCCGAGCGGGCCCGCCUGAGCGAGAACACGCGCUUGGCCACCCGCUACGCGGUGCGCAUCUUCCGCGAGUACCUGAGCGAGAAGGCGCAGAGCCCGGACUUCGAGACCAUGGACAAGGGGGCGCUGUGCCGGGUGCUGCGCUCUUUCUACGCCGAGGCGCGCUCCAAGAGCGGGCAGCUCUACUCCAAGUCGUCGCUCAUCAGCAUCCGCAGCUCGCUCAACCGCUACCUCAACGAGCCCCCUUACUGCCGCACCCUCGACCUCACCAAGGACCCGGAGCUGCGCGCCGCCAACCUGACGCUGGCCGCCGUCAUCCGCAAGCUGGAGGAGCAAGGCGCCGGCCCGGUGGUGCAGAAGCAGGCCAUCACGCGCGCCGACCUGCGCAAGCUCUACACCUGCAGCGUGUUCAGCACGCAGAGCCCCUUCGGGCUGCUCAACAAGGUCUGGUUCGAGACGUGCAUGUACUUCUGCACGCGGGGCCGCGAGAACCAGCGCGAGCUCGAGGAGGACUCCUUCGGGCUGGCCAUGGACGAGGACGGCCGAAAGUUCGUCUACUUCAAGGCCCUGGGGCCCUACCACAAGUCGCGCUCGUCGUCGUGGAGCAAAAAGCGCGCCGAGAGCAGCGACGAGGAGAACCUGCCGCGCAUGUACGAGACGGGCACCGAGUUCUGCCCCUACGCCAGCUUCGUCAAGUACCUCGCCAAGCGCAACCCGCUCUGCAAGGCCUUCUUCCAGCGCCCGCGGGACCACUGCAGCGAGGGGGAUGUCACCUGGUACGAGAACAAGGCCAUCGGCAAGAACCUGCUGGGCACCCGCAUGCAGAUGCUCUCCAAGGCCGCCAAGCUCUCCAAGACCUACACCAACCACUGCAUAGGCGCCGUCUCCAUCGCCACCCUCAACAGCAUUGCCGGCAUCGGCACCAAGCUGCCUCCGGGCGGCGGCGGGGGCUGCUACGCCCUCAACGGCAGGGCCCGUCCCUCGCCCGUCCCUGCGAACACCUACAUCCUUCCCAAAGACGGCGACAGCCCCCCGCACGUGAAGGCCGAAGUGGCUGCCGUCGUCGUGCCGGCCAAGCGCUCCCUCUAUGAGGCGAUGUACGCGGCUGGGGGUGGGGCCGCAGCUGGGGGAGACGCCUGCGGCCCCUCCUCGUCCCCCAAAAGACUCUGCCUGAGGCCUGCCGAGCCCCUCGACGCCGCAGCCGCUGUGGUGGUUGUCUCAGUGAAACACGACCCCUUGCCUCUCCUCAUCCCUGAAGCCAAUGGGCACCGAAGCACCCAUUCUCCCACAGUCAUUUCACCUGCUAUUGUUUCCCCUACACAGGACAGUCGGCCCAAUAUGUCAAGACCUCUGAUUACUAGGUCCCCUGCAUCUCCUUUGAACAAUCAAGGCAUCCCCACGCCAGCACAGCUCACAAAAUCCAAUGCACCGGUACAUAUUGACGUGGGUGGGCACAUGUACACCAGCAGCUUGGCCACACUCACUAAAUAUCCUGAUUCAAGAAUUGGUAGGCUUUUUGAUGGCACGGAGCCAAUUGUUUUGGACAGCUUGAAGCAGCACUACUUCAUUGACAGAGAUGGCCAAAUGUUCAGAUAUAUCUUGAAUUUCCUAAGAACGUCAAAACUCCUAAUACCUGAUGACUUCAAGGAUUACAGCUUGUUAUAUGAAGAGGCAAAGUAUUUUCAGCUUCAGCCCAUGCUCGGGGAAAUGGAAAGGUGGAAACAGGAUCGAGAAAUGGGCCGAUUUUCAAAGUCCUGCGAGUGCUUAGUUAUGCGAGUUGCUCCCGAUCUUGGAGAGAGGAUUACCUUGAGUGGUGACAAGUCCUUGAUAGAAGAGGUUUUCCCAGAAAUUGGUGAUGUGAUGUGCAAUUCUGUCAAUGCAGGUUGGAAUCACGACUCAACACAUGUCAUCAGAUUUCCUUUAAAUGGAUAUUGUCAUCUCAAUUCAGUUCAGGUACUUGAAAGAUUGCAACAAAGAGGAUUUGAAAUUGUUGGCUCAUGUGGAGGAGGGGUGGACUCUUCUCAAUUCAGUGAAUAUGUACUUAGGCGAGAACUCAGAAGGACAUCUCGUUCAUCCUCUGUCAUUCGAAUAAAGCAAGAACCUCUGGACUAAGGACACUUUUUUUCUUAUGCAGCAACAAAAAUGGGGGACAGUUCAUGUGCAGUUGGGACAGCAAAAGAGCCCUGGAAUGAAAAAAUGAAUAAAGACACAUUUAUAUCAAAUAUAGAGACCAUACCUGUAUUCAUAUGGGAGCAUUUGGAAUAAUAAUAAUAAUUAAUUAAUAAUGAUAAUAAUAAUAAUAAUAACCUCAAAGUGUAAAAUAUGUAUAUGUCAAAAGUUAGAAAUGCAAAAAAGAAAAGAAAGAAACCUGAAAGUGGUAGGUGAGAUUGGUGCUGUGAUGGCCAUUAAGUGUCCUAGGCCUGAUUAACAAUAAACAAGCCAUUGCCAUUGGGGGAGGCUCACAGCUCCUUUCCAUUUUCCAUUGCCAAAUGGCAAUCUGCUCUUCAGCGUGUAAACCUUGAAUCAAGUGUGCAGAUGUCUGUUUUAGAGGUGACUGGGCACAACUCCAGAAAGCAUCCAUCCAUUACAUAAGGAAAGGUCAUGGACAGGAAUUUUUAAAUGUAGCUUGUACAGAAGUCAUACACUUCUGUCCACCUGACAGAUGUGAACAUUUAUUCUUUCUUCUUUUUUCUUCAAAAGGAGCCAGAAUAUAUUACUACUUGGUAAAGUUGCUCUGGUUUGAGUCCAGUGCUUUCAUUUUCCCCCCCUUCCAUACUUUAUAAUAUAUGAAGUACAAUACGUUCCAUUAAAAUGUCCUGUUUAAGCCAACACUAGCCAAAAAAAAUGUAAAAUAAAAAAUCAAGAUUAACAUUAGCUGUUAACUAAUGUAAUUUGAUGCAUUCAGUGAACAGUAGGCGAUGUCUGAAUUCUGUGUACAACAAAAAUAUGAAGGCAUGAAGAAGCAAGCUAAAAGUGAUUUAUUUUAUGUUUAUCCCACAGUAGCAAACAGUCCCAGUGCAUCUUAUGGUACUGCUUUUUCUCCAUCACUGAUUUUCCUGGCUUUGUUUGAAAAAUGGCCAUUUGGUAGUAGAGUCUCUUCAGCCACUGAAUUUUAGAGUUUGAAGGGCCUUGGAAGUCUUCUAGACCAGUGGCUCCCAACCUGGGGGCCUCCAGAUGCUGAUGAGCUACAGUUCCCAUCAUCCGCAGCACAAUAAAUUGUAGCUGGAACUGAUGGUAGUUACAGGAGAACCUCAUUAUUCGCUGAACCACUAUUUGCAGUUCCAUAUAUCCACAGGAUGUCUUAUUGACACCUGUUUCCAGUAUCUGUGGAUACUUGUGGGUUAAAACCCACAUAUCCAUGGGUCCUAGAGGGCUGGAAGUGACUACAGAGGUCACUUUGGGCCGCCAUGUUGUCUUGAGGCCAGGAAGAGACAGGAUGAGCCAAUAUGUGGCUCAUUUCUUGGGGGAAAUGGACUUUUUUCAUAGUUGCGGGGGGGGGCAUUCCUGGGCACAUGGGGGACCCAUGGAGCAUGCCACAGUACGUUCUGGCCCCUUUGGGGGGGACCCUUUUGAGGCUUUUAAAAAGUUCCUUUCCCCCACCCUGGAACCUAAAGCUCCUUUCCCCAUAGACCUAAUGCCUCAUUACUCACAGUCCCAUUUCUCGCAGUAAUAGGCGAGGAACAGAACCUCCCAUGAGUAAGAAAGUUAUCUUGUAUAGUUCAGCAACAUCUGAAGGCCCAAAGGUUGGGAACCACUGUUUUAGACCAUCCCUCUUGGUGCAGGAACAAAAAUGGUCCUGGACUUUUUUCUUUUUCUUUUCUUUCUUUUCUUUUUUUUCCUUUUUUGUGUGUGAAGUGAUUAAAUGCAGAUUGGCACAACUACUUGUAAUUUCUUCUAAUGCUUACAUCCCUGCUGAGGAUAAUUUCAUCACUACCCUUGAAUCUCAUUAAACAUUUUCUCUAUAUCAAGUGGUAAUAUUACUGCACAGAUUUUCCAAAGCUAAUUGUCGUUAAAAAAUGUCCUCUAGCCACUAGGUAUUGCUACUGAAUUUGACUCCGAUAGUUUCUGUACCUAGUGAGUCAUCUUAAAUUAAUUCAGCUGUGCUGAUAUAAGGUUUCCCACAUUUUUCUUCUGCUCUCUGCUGCUUUACAAAGGACCCAGUUGUGUAGUCUCCACUGCCCAAGGUGGACAAAUGUCCCUGGACAGCCGAGGUCAGGGGACAGCCACCAGGAUGCACCUUUGUUCCCUCCCUCAUCCAGCUGGUGAACCAGCUGGGACCACUUACCAGCUGGGAGCAUGAGGUGUGCCCCCCCCACUUUCAGGUGCUGACCACACCCCCUGCAUUGGCCUUGGCAUGCUGAUGCAGUGGGCGUGGUCAGCACCUGGAAGAGUGGAGCCAAUCUCCCACUUCUUCCCAGUUUAUGCUUCUUUACCGGCUGGGUGCUUUCCCGAACUCAGAGAAGCACUGGCUGGGAAGAAGCAGGAGAGGGGCCACAGCCAAUACCCCUUCUAAGUGCUGGCCAUGCUGGGACAUGGGGCCUCUGACUAGAGCAUGUUCCCGGGCCUUCAUAGCAAUAGCACUUACAUCAAGCUCCCUAAGCCCCUGAUAGAACCCAUGAGUUUGAUUGAUGCUGGAAAGAUGUGGAUAACUGCUGCCUUUUAUACUUUGGUUCUAUGUCCCAGUAUGCCUUGGUGCAACCCAUGAUCUUUUGCACUUACACAGACCUAAUCAGUCUGCAAAGAACUUCCUGAGUUCCUUCGCAAGACAGUAACAUACUGCAGAUAGGGCUUCUACCAUGCCCUUUAUCAGCAAUAUUUUUCUUUUCUUUUGCAUCCUUUUUAUAAUUUUAACCUCAAGCCUGCAUUCUGUAAAGCUCAAAAUAUAGCACACUGCUUUGUGAUUGUUUUGUCAGUCAUAACAAAGGUCUCAUGAUGUUGUCCAUAUCUGUUUCCCCCCCCUUAAGGACCAACAUGGUUGCUGGCAUUCCACACACAUACCCCCAAAAGUUAUUCUGGUUGUUCAUGGGCUUGGUUUACCGCAACAAGAGAUUAGAAAGUAAAAUGUUCGGCAGAAGGCCCAAUGUGUUCCAGAAUGAUUCACUGGCCACUACAUUAUUCUUCCUCCAAAAUAGCUUUUUAUAUGCAAUAUAUGACAUGUAUGACUAUACACUCAUUUUCUUUAUGCAACACCCAUUGAAACCAUGAUGUGAGCAUUCCAUUCCUUUCUCUUAUUUCAGAGAAAAGUUGGAAACAGAGCUCCAAAUUAAAAGAAUCUGUCUAAAUAGAGCUCUAAUCCAUUUAAGGGCAUUUUAAAUGGUUUUAUAAAAUACGGGUGGUUAGUUGUUAUCUCUCCAUAAGUAUGUGGUAGGGGACCAUGACAGGAAGUAGAAAUGGGAGAAUUCCAUAUAAUGUUCAGUACGUUGAUGGUAGGUUUCAGCUUGAUGCUGCUACAUAAAUAUAAGCACGUAAAAUAAACAGAAACCUGACUUAUUCAAUGUGGGGUCCAUCCAGAUGAAAUGCUGGACAAAAUGGCAAUGUUAUUAACAUAGAGUUGAACUGAGAAGGUGGGUUAAAUAAAUUUGUGGUUUCAGUUUUGUAAAUUUGGACAAUGGCAGUUCUAAUGUGUGGCUGUAUCUGGAUCAUUGUUAAAUGCUUGGGAUUUUUGACUACAGUAAUGGCAAUUAGUCCCGAUGAAAUAAAUGUGUGCUUAUCCAUCCCCCACCUUUUUUUUUUUUUUGGCACUGAGAUAAAAUGGAAGGAAUCUGCAUUCUGGAAAAUCAGCAUUUUAAAAAUGAUUCAUAAGCAGCUGAGAUAUUUUGCAAAGAAAUUAAGAAAAGGGCUGUUUUAAAACUCUGUGUACCCAACAUUGAGUAUUACACACAUUUGCCCUACUGGCUUUUUAAAAAAUGGGACAGUCUCUGUGUUUGAAGAAUAGAACUAUGUAAAAGCUGACUUAUACCCUAAAUGUAGCAUUUUGGUGGGACUCAGCAGGCUAUACCUAGUUCUGAACUCUGUAUUAGUAAAAGCAAUCUGACAUCACA